Messenger RNA from Cokeromyces recurvatus, 1407 nucleotides. RefSeq names its product Eisosome component PIL1-domain-containing protein. The record is from RefSeq and is a predicted model, not a curated record. Gene Ontology annotation, biological process: negative regulation of protein kinase activity; endocytosis; eisosome assembly. Gene Ontology annotation, molecular function: lipid binding. The transcript has 2 exons. Gene Ontology annotation, cellular component: plasma membrane; eisosome filament. Bases 1 to 1407 code for a protein of 468 amino acids. NCBI's taxonomy places the organism in Eukaryota, Fungi, Mucoromycota, Mucoromycetes, Mucorales, Mucoraceae.
AUGUUUGGAUUAUUUCAUAGAAAUAGUAAUGAAAAAACACUUUCAGAAAAGGGUCUGUUAGGUGUACUUGAAUAUUCAAAUAAGUCGUCUGGUCAUGUUGUCCAAUUGGCCGAUAUGAAUCGUAUUUCUGCACAUAAUCUAAUGACUUUUGGUUCUUAUCUUGGUGAUGAUUUAACAGAUGUCACGCAGAAAAUGGGUCAUCUGCUUGUCGAAUGGUCAAAUGUUUUAAUAGAAUUUUCAGAUGCUAUUAACCAAUAUCGUGAAACACUGAAAUCCAUUUCUUUAAAAGAAGCAAUAUUACAACCUGGAAGGGAUCGAAAAAGAAAACUUAAGGAUAAUAUUGAAAGCUUACAAAAUUCGCUUUCUUCUCUAGAUAAAGUGAAUGCUUAUAAAGAACAACUUGAGGAACUCGAGAAAUUUACAGAGCUUGAUGAAAUUGAAAUGAGUAAUUUUAAACGAAUUGCUACACGGGAGGCACUUUAUUUACUUUUGAAUGGGAUGCAUGCUAUGGCUAGUAAGACAGAUAUAAUUUCUACUUUUGGAAAAUACAUUGUGGAUGAAUUAGAUGUAAAACCUAUUAAAGUGGGUCAGGAGAGAGAGGAAUACUUGGUGACAGAGAAAACGAAACGUAUCAAGGAAGAUGCAAUACGUGCUAUUGCAGAAUGGCAUCCUGACAAAGCUAAAGUAAGAAGAACAUUAACAGCUCAUCAUGGUCAUAAUCCGUUAAUUUCAAAACAAUUACCUCCAGCCCCAGAUAAUAAUAAUAAUAGUAGUAGUAAUACUUCGCCUUCACCAUCAGCUACAAUCUCUACUACCUCUUCCAGUUCAAAACGAAGUAAUAAUGAAGAAGAGCAUAAUGUUCCUGAUCGUACUGUGUCAUUAACUGAGCAAAAUAAACAAUAUUCCUUUUAUAAACCAGAUGAAAUAGUAGUAGUAGCAACGGUUGAAGAGAAAAAUGAUGAAGAGAAAAUUGACAUUCAAUUGCCUAUCACUAUGAUGCCUACUACUACUUAUCAGCCUCAAUUAAGUCCAUCCACAAGUAAUACGACUACACAACAAGCUUAUGAUAGUGGUGGUGGUGGUGGGUUUUCUGACUUAUAUCUAUUUCAAACUCCAAAUUAUCACUUUCAACAACAUACGCUAAACCAACAAAACUUGUAUCAGUUUUAUCAAAAUUAUUUGCCUCCUCGCUCUUAUGAUGAUGUAGCAUCUAUGUUUAGUCCUGGAGCUGUAUUUCAAGGUCAUAAUAAUAAUAAUAAUAAUAAUGAACAAUCAAAAAAUAAACAUUAUGAUGUAGGUGGUUUUGUGUUACCUUUUACAAAUCCUAAUUUUCACCUAGGGCCUUCAACUUCAACUCAAUCCUUAUCCUCUUCUAAAAGCGAAAAAUCAAAUAACGAACACGAAUAA